Molecule: messenger RNA, 10148 nt
Organism: Rhipicephalus microplus (southern cattle tick)
Lineage: Eukaryota; Metazoa; Arthropoda; Arachnida; Ixodida; Ixodidae
Gene: Dcr-1
Product: Endoribonuclease Dcr-1
Biological process (GO): siRNA processing; pre-miRNA processing; apoptotic DNA fragmentation
Cellular component (GO): RISC-loading complex; cytoplasm; nucleus
Molecular function (GO): deoxyribonuclease I activity; ribonuclease III activity; protein binding
Source: RefSeq, a predicted model, not a curated record
AGAACGACCAUGAUGUCCUGAACAACAAUCGGCGCUUUUCUUUGGACACGGAUAGCUUAGAACUUACCGGUACGUCGCAUGGCCGUCCUCAGCUGACCGCUUGAUACGAUGCAAAGUGACUUGAAAUGGGACUCGGCUAGAAGACCACUGCGAGCUGCGUCUUUCGUGUCCUUCUUGUCUCUGUGUCGUCGUUUUGUUCUCGCGCUAUAACUAUCGUCUAAAGUCCAAGCGUGCGUGUGGUGUGUGAAGUAGCCGUGCGGCAUUUGCCUCUCGUGGUCAAGUUUUGUGUGCCGAUAAACCACCGAGACCCAUCACUAGCUGUGUUGUGUGUGUUUGCAGAUUUUGGCAUAUAGUCACCGUCAAGAUGGUUGUGAAAAGACUCGGCGGCGAAGCGCCGCAACCGAGACUUCGUCGGCACCACUUCCUGGAAAACGUGCAAACCAAGACGUUCACUCCCUUGGAAUACCAGGUGGAACUGCUGGACACUGCAAAGCACCAGAAUUCCAUCGUUUUUCUCUCAUCCGGCAAGACGUUCAUGGUGGUCAUGCUGGUCAAGGAACUGGCCUACCAAGUCCGACCGAGCUUCGAAGACGGUGGCAAGCGAGUGCUGAUUCUUGUCCCAUCAGCCGAGUCUGGCAUCCGGCACCAGAAGAUGAUGGAGGACUACACCGAUCUAAAGUCCAUUUUAAUCGGUGAUCCCGCCGUCGGCAAGGACGAAAGGCCUGUUGACUUCCCCAAACUCUUUCGUGACCACCAUGUGCUCGUGAUGACUGCCGGCUCAUUUAACCGCCACUGGGUCGAGGCAGAUGCAGACAUCUCUGAAGAGCUCGUUGACCAUUUGAACCUCAUCGUCUUCGACGAGUGCAACGAAGCUCUGCGCCACAUCGAGUUUGAGCCCGUGCUGGGCUUCAUCAUGGACUACGUGAUGGAGGGGCGACUGAGCGUGCUGGGGCUUGCAGCGCCACUCGCGACGAAGAAGCGGCAGCGGCCAUCCUUGCUUGAGGCCGAGAUCCUCGAGCUCGAGGACGGCUUCCAGAGCGUCGCCUGCACCUCGAGUGAGUUGACGGUCGUAAGCAAGUACGGCAGCCGGCCCCGAGAAGUCGUCGUCGAGUACGCUGCGUACGGAUGUGCAAGCGGCGACGGGGAGUCCACGGAUAAUCUCAAGACGGCGCUGCGACUGCUGGACGAAGCGAUGGAGUUUUUAGGUGGCACGGAAGGCCAGCUGGACGAGUGGGCCAGGGCAUCUCUGCGGCAGUUUCAGCGCUAUUUGGUCGAGCUGUGCUACACGCUUGUCACUCUGGGGCCGUGGUGUGCCCGUGAGGUGGCGGACCUCUUCCUCAAGGAGGUUUCACAAGUGGUGGACAGCCUGGGUCCCGCCGUGAAUUGGUCGCGCAUGGCGCUCCUUCUAGUACACACGGUGAUCCAGCAGGUUGCCAAGCUCACCACGCCCUUGGCCGCGGACCUCGAGCCCAGCGACGCUGCCCACCAGCCGGCCAAAUUCCGACACCUGCUGCAGAUACUGCGGGAGUACAGGCCUUCACAGCCACAGCAGCAGCAAGGUACCAUUGCCAACUCACACAUUGUUCAGGAAAACUGCGUGGCUGUGCAAAAUUCUGCCAAUGAGCUUGAUUUGUCAACUCAGGAGUCGAACAUGCCAGCAGUGGUGGAUUCUACGAUCCAGCCCACAACAUCUCCAGUUUUGCCCAGUGAUGUGAACGGUGUUGUGCGAUGCUCUGAUGACUCUGAAGCUCUGUCUGGAUCGUCGCCAGAUAAGAAAGUGCCCAUGAUCGAUGGUACCGCGCCGUCGGCUGCAGUAUGUUCAGGAAGCGUUGCGUUGUCUACUGCUUCCGUCGGUGUGCCAGCAACGCGUCCGUCGAACGCCGUGGGUGUGUCGUCUCGCCCUGCGGGCCAUCGGGCCGACCUUGUCGAUGACCCGAACGCGCUGUGCGGCAUUGUGUUUGUGCGGCAGAGGAUCACCGCCUACAUCCUCAGCAUGUGGCUGACAAAGCUGGCGACCCGCUUCCCGAACGAGUACGGCUUCAUCACCCCGAACUUUUUGGUGGGGCGGACGACUCCGCCUGCCCUCGGAGACGGGAGCUCAAAUCGCAGUGGUCAGCAGAGUUUGCCAAACCUGCUGACCACACCGCUUGGACUUCAGCGGCAGGAGGAAGUCCUCCAGAAGUUUCGGUCGCGGGAAUGCAAUCUGCUGGUGGCUACGAGUGUCGUGCAAGAAGGGAUCGAGGUGCCCCGUUGCAACCUGGUGGUGCGUUUCGAUCCACCCGAGAAUUUCCGGGCGUACAUCCAGUCCAAGGGCAAGGCCAAGGCCGCCGGAUCCCGAUACUUCGUGCUGGUGCCGCACGACGAAAGCAGCCGCUUUCUGGGCGACCUGCAUGAUUACCGCACCACCGAACAGAUCCUCUUGGAACGCAGCCACGUAGAGGAUACCACGAUCGACGAAGAAGUCGAUGCAGCCUACACGGACAGCCUGAAGCCAGCCUACAAGCCGCUGGAAGCCGAAGACGCUCCCAGGGUCAGCAUGUCCACUGCCAUUGCCUUGGUCAACCGAUACUGCGCCAAGCUGCCUAGCGACACGUUCACGAGGUUAACGCCCAUCAGCAGCAUGGCGGAGGUCGAGACAGAAGGCUCGGAAGAGACCCUGUACAGCUGUUCGCUGCGGCUGCCCAUCAAUUCUCCCCUGAGGCGAUGCAUCGUGGGGGACCCAAUGCCAAGCAAGCUUCUGGCGAAGCAGGCAGCGGCGCUCAGGACGUGCGAAGAGCUGCACAAAAUGGGUGAACUUGACGACAACCUGGUUCCACAAGGCAAGGAGGCCAUGCGAAUGGCUCUGGACCAAGGGUCGGCUGGCCGCUUUCCCGUGGAAGACAUCCAGCCUGGCGGUCCACGGCCCGGAACCACAAAACGACGGCAGUACUAUGACAAAAAGGUGUCCGAGGUGCUGAAAGGCAAGCGAGUGUGCGAGAGCGAUGAGUUCCACCUCUACGCCUUCACCAUGAAGCUCACCUGCCCUAUCCCCGAGGAGCAGAACACACGUGGCCGCAAGAUCCACGACCCGGCCGACACCGCCCGUGGCUUCGGACUCGUCACCUCCAGGCGGAUCCCGCUUAUCUGCAGCUUCCCAGUAUUCACGCGCUCAGGAGAGGUGACGGUCGAGCUGGAACACGUGAGCUCGGACAUUGGCCAGCUGACGUUGAACCAGGUUCGGGACCUCACGACCUUCCACCGGUACACGUUCACGAAUGUGCUGCGGCUCGAGAAGUAUCCGAUGACCUUCAACCCCGACGGCGAUGCCUGCUCAUUCCUGGUGGUGCCAAUCAACGCAGUGAAGCCAACCGACGACAAGCCAGGCUCCACAACAAUAGACUGGAAGUUCGUUGAGCGCAUCUGCGAGGAAGAGAAGUUCAUGCCGAGACGAGUGCCCGAAGAAGAGCGCGAGCUUUUUGUGUUCAAGGAGGAAGACUACCUUGACACUGUUGUGACACCCUGGUACCGUAACUUGGACAAGCCCCAGUUCUUCUAUGUGGCAGAGAUCUGCCACGACCUGAAUCCGCUCAGCGACUUUCCAGAUGCGGGCUUCGAUACGUUUGACGCAUACUACAGGGAAAAGUACCAGAUUCGGGUCGUAGACGGUCAUCAACCCCUGCUGGACGUGGACCACACGUCGGCGCGUCUCAACUUGCUGACGCCACGAUACGUGAACCGCAAGGGGGUGACGCUGCCCACCUCAUCGGAGCAGACCAAGCGGGCCAAGCGCGAGAGCCUGCAACAAAAGCAGAUCCUCGUGCCCGAAUUGUGCGCCAUCCAUCCGUUCCCUGCGUCCCUUUGGCGCAAAGCCGUUUGCCUACCGUGCAUCCUCUACAGGAUGAACUCCCUGCUUCUGGCCGAGCAGCUGCGGCUGACCGUGGCACGGGAGGUGCGCGUCGGACGCCUGGAGCUUCCGGAGGGCUUCAAGUGGCCAACCCUGGACUUUGGCUGGACCCUGGCGGAAGUUCUACAAAAGGCUCAGGAGGCAGCCAAGGCAGAGGAAGAGCGUGUCGCCGAGCUGAUGGAGCGCACGGGUAUCCAGCCCGUCUGCCUCUCGCCUCCGCCACCGGUGAUCAACGCGUGGCGCCAGCCCCAGCCGUACCAACCACCUGUGUUCCAGCAGGACCAGGAGCUCGUCAUCGACACUUUCGAUCCCAGCAAAGUUCACAUUCCCGACGACGACCAGUUGGCUGACGCCGAGGUCAGCGCACUGAACCUUGGCGGACCCAAAGGUCCAAACUUCGACUGGAAACCGCUGCCGAAACUCCCGGGGGAGCCCACACCUGUUCCGCGGAUCCGCUACGGAUCUCCGAGUAACUUUGAAGCCGAGGGCUGGGACUCUGAGUGGGACACAGACAUGGAAGACAGCUCAUAUGUCUCCUUGGAAGUGCCAGGGUUGGGCUAUAUCUCGGCGCCAGGCAGCGUCAAUAUGCAGGGCUUGUCAUUAGACCUGGCCUCGUGCCGUGACGACGACAUCUGGGACAGCUUUGACGAAGACGAAGAUGAGCCUGAACUCGACUUCCACUCGCGGCCCGAGUGGAACGAGUCUAUGUCCGAGGCCGGCGGAAACGAAGAUGAAACGGGGCAGUUGCUCAAGAUCAGCGACAAGCCAGAGGACAAGGAAGAUGAGAAAAGGCCUGAAGAACAGCUCGACUGGCUGUCUCACUGCAGCAAGGACCAGCGCAGCAAGUCCGCCGACACCGUCGUGGAUGAGGUGGAGGAUGAACAGGAGGUUGAUCCAUUUGUCGAAGAGAAGGUCGCAGCACUCAGAUUGGAGUGUAUUAAGAAACUAGAAGUCUGGAGGUGCAGCACAGAAGAAGCUAGUCUCGCGACUCAGAAAGGCAUUUACCAGUCUUUCCGUAAGGUCUCAGAGGCCCUGAAGCUCAUUGCAGAGUACGAAGACGACCGGCCCUUGAAAAAAGAUGAACCUCUGACACUGGCGGUUCGCGGCAGCGGAGCGGCUGCUGGCGGAGCAGGAGCUUUGCUGACGCCGGAAGGCAGUGUGCUGCCGUUUGGCGAGCUUCUACCUCACAGGGACUCUGUUGAACGCGGUAGCGGAGAUGCAUCACAGGUUCGCUUUGAUGAGCGGCCAGACCUCGACAGUCACUGCGGGCCGAGCCCCAGCAUCCUGCUUCAGGCACUGACAAUGUCCAAUGCCAAUGAUGGCAUCAACCUGGAACGUCUUGAAACGGUGGGCGACUCUUUUCUCAAGUACGCCGUGACGGCACACCUUUAUUGCACAUACCCGAGCGUGCACGAGGGAAAGCUGUCCCACCUGCGGAGCCGGCAAAUCAGCAACCUCAACCUCUACCGACUCGGUCGAGCUCGCCGCCUCGGCGGCCUCAUGGUCGCAACUAAGUUUGAGCCCAGCGACAACUGGCUUCCUCCCGGCUACACCGUGCCUCCAGGACUGGAACGGGCUCUUAUAGAGUCUGGCCUUCCGGCAGGUCACUGGAACAUUGCGGCUCUCGCCGGGCUCACCCAGAUGGAUGAGGCCCAGAUCCGGCAGACCCUUGCCGAACGGUCCAACAAGGUCCGCAACCUUGACGAGGUUCUUGCGGAUGAACAGGCCUUGGAUAAUGCACCCUACGUGCCAUACAAUCUUCUGACGCAGCACAGCAUUCCCGACAAGAGUAUUGCGGACUGCGUUGAAGCGCUUAUCGGUGCUUACCUUGUGUCGUGCGGUCCUCACGCGACUCUCCUCUUCAUGUCCUGGUUGGGGCUAGAUGUGCUUCCACAGAACUGCACCGCGGAGACCCUCGCGAACUUCGGCGUCAUGCUGUACGGUACGCUGGAGCCACCCCUCGUCGUGCCCGACGCGGGAACGCAGUUAGACGAGCUCCUCUCUGGUUACGACGCGUUUGAGGCACGCAUCAAUUACCGAUUUCGGGACCGGGCCUACCUGCUGCAGGCCUUCACUCACGCGUCGUAUCACUACAAUCGGCUCACAGACUGUUAUCAGCGGCUUGAAUUCUUGGGUGAUGCAGUGUUGGACUACUUGAUAACCCGCCACCUCUAUGAUGACCCCCAGCGACACUCGCCCGGCACGUUGACCGAUUUGAGGUCGGCGCUGGUGAACAACACCUUCUUUGCGUCGCUGGCGGUGAAAUACGACUUUCAUCGGUAUUUUAAGAAUGUGUCACCGGGCCUAUUUGCAGUCAUCCAGAGGUUUGUUGAGAUGAAGAGACAGAACAAUGGUCUUGGAUACCAUGAGGAGUACUACUUGGAGGAAGAGGAGUGCGAGGAGGCCGAGGAGGUGGAAGUGCCCAAGGCCCUCGGCGACAUCUUUGAAUCGGUGGCUGGCGCCAUCUUCCUUGACUCCAACAUGUCCCUGGACACAGUUUGGCAGGUGUACUAUGCCAUGAUGAAGCCGGAGAUAGAGUACUUCAGCACGCAUGUGCCAAAGUCACCAAUCAGGGAACUUUUAGAGCUGGAACCUCAGACUGCCAAAUUUGAGCGCGCCGAGAUGACCCUGAACGGCAAGGUCCGGAUUCGAGUGGAGGUCUUUGGCAAGGGCCGUUUCGUCGGCGUUGGUCGCAACAAGCGCAUCGCCAAGUGCACGGCCGCCAAGAGGGCGCUGCGAGCGCUCAAGCGCAUGCGGCAAGAAAGCAGCAGUGCCGCAAACGUACACGCCCCAUUCUUGUCGCAUCACCACAACGAACUGGGUGACGACUCGACUGGACUCGAAGGCAGCACCGCCGCCACUUUUCCCGGUCAGGUCGGCGUCGACCACGAAGCUGAGCCUCUUGGUCUCGGCGGUCUCCUGCGUGUGGUAGGCGGCGACACGCUUCCACUGGGCCUCCUUCAGGCGGGACUUGGGGAGCGCCAAGAGUUCGUACUUGGACGCGAUCGCCUUGUUGAAACCGUCGACGAGCUUGUUGAUCGCGGCGAGCGUGAACCGACCCUUCAUGUGACACCCUGGUACCGUAACUUGGACAAGCCCCAGUUCUUCUAUGUGGCAGAGAUUUGCCACGACCUGAAUCCGCUCAGCGACUUUCCAGAUGCGGGCUUCGAUACGUUUGACGCAUACUACAGGCAAGGUUUUACUCACAUCUUUACGGGUCAUCAACCCCUGCUGGACGUGGACCACACGUCGGCGCGUCUCAACUUGCUGACGCCACGAUACGUGAACCGCAAGGGGGUGACGCUGCCCACCUCAUCGGAGCAGACAAAGCGGGCCAAGCGCGAGAGCCUGCAACAAAAGCAGAUCCUCGUGCCCGAUUGUGCGCCAUCCAUUCCGUUCCCUGCGUCCCUUUGGCGCAAAGCCGUUUGCCUACCGUGCAUCCUCUACAGGAUGAACUCCCUGCUUCUGGCCGAGCAGCUGCGGCUGACCGUGGCACGGGAGGUGCGCGUCGGACGCCUGGAGCUUCCGGAGGGCUUCAAGUGGCCAACCCUGGACUUUGGCUGGACCCUGGCGGAAGUUCUACAAAAGGCUCAGGAGGCAGCCAAGGCAGAGGAAGAGCGUGUCGCCGAGCUGAUGGAGCGCACGGGUAUCCAGCCCGUCUGCCUCUCGCCUCCGCCACCGGUGAUCAACACGUGGCGCCAGCCCCAGCCGUACCAACCACCUGUGUUCCAGCAGGACCAGGAGCUCGUCAUCGACACUUUCGAUCCCAGCAAAGUUCACAUUCCCGACGACGACCAGUUGGCUGACGCCGAGGUCAGCGCACUGAACCUUGGCGGACCCAAAGGUCCAAACUUCGACUGGAAACCGCUGCCCAAACUCCCGGGGGAGCCCACACCUGUUCCGCGGAUCCGCUACGGAUCUCCGAGUAACUUUGAAGCCGAGGGCUGGGACUCUGAGUGGGACACAGACAUGGAAGACAGCUCAUAUGUCUCCUUGGAAGUGCCAGGGUUGGGCUAUAUCUCGGCGCCAGGCAGCGUCAAUAUGCAGGGCUUGUCAUUAGACCUGGCCUCGUGCCGUGACGACGACAUCUGGGACAGCUUUGACGAAGACGAAGAUGAGCCUGAACUCGACUUCCACUCGCGGCCCGAGUGGAACGAGUCUAUGUCCGAGGCCGGCGGAAACGAAGAUGAAACGGGGCAGUUGCUCAAGAUCAGCGACAAGCCAGAGGACAAGGAAGAUGAGAAAAGGCCUGAAGAACAGCUCGACUGGCUGUCUCACUGCAGCAAGGACCAGCGCAGCAAGUCCGCCGACACCGUCGUGGAUGAGGUGGAGGAUGAACAGGAGGUUGAUCCAUUUGUCGAAGAGAAGGUCGCAGCACUCAGAUUGGAGUGUAUUAAGAAACUAGAAGUCUGGAGGUGCAGCACAGAAGAAGCUAGUCUCGCGACUCAGAAAGGCAUUUACCAGUCUUUCCGUAAGGUCUCAGAGGCCCUGAAGCUCAUUGCAGAGUACGAAGACGACCGGCCCUUGAAAAAAGAUGAACCUCUGACACUGGCGGUUCGCGGCAGCGGAGCGGCUGCUGGCGGAGCAGGAGCUUUGCUGACGCCGGAAGGCAGUGUGCUGCCGUUUGGCGAGCUUCUACCUGACAGGGACUCUGUUGAACGCGGUAGCGGAGAUGCAUCACAGGUUCGCUUUGAUGAGCGGCCAGACCUCGACAGUCACGCGGGCCCGAGCCCCAGCAUCCUGCUUCAGGCACUGACAAUGUCCAAUGCCAAUGAUGGCAUCAACCUGGAACGUCUUGAAACGGUGGGCGACUCUUUCCUCAAGUACGCCGUGACGGCACACCUUUAUUGCACAUACCCGAGCGUGCACGAGGGCAAGCUGUCCCACCUGCGGAGCCGGCAAAUCAGCAACCUCAACCUCUACCGACUCGGUCGAGCUCGCCGCCUCGGCGGCCUCAUGGUCGCAACCAAGUUUGAGCCCAGCGACAACUGGCUUCCUCCCGGCUACACCGUGCCUCCAGGACUGGAACGGGCUCUUAUAGAGUCUGGCCUUCCGGCAGGUCACUGGAACAUUGCGGCUCUCGCCGGGCUCACCCAGAUGGAUGAGGCCCAGAUCCGGCAGACCCUCGCCGAACGGUCCAACAAGGUCCGCAACCUCGACGAGGUUCUUGCGGAUGAACAGGCCUUGGAUAAUGCACCCUACGUGCCAUACAAUCUUCUUACGCAGCACAGCAUUCCCGACAAGAGUAUUGCGGACUGCGUUGAAGCGCUUAUCGGUGCUUACCUUGUGUCGUGCGGUCCUCACGCGACUCUCCUCUUCAUGUCCUGGUUGGGGCUAGACGUGCUUCCACAGAACUGCACCGCGGAGACCCUCGCGAACUUCGGCGUCAUGCUGUACGGUACGCUGGAGCCACCCCUCGUCGUGCCCGACGCGGGAAUGCAGUUAGACGAGCUCCUCUCUGGUUACGAUGCGUUUGAGGCACGCAUCAAUUACCGAUUUCGGGACCGGGCCUACCUGCUGCAGGCCUUCACUCACGCGUCGUAUCACUACAAUCGGCUCACAGACUGUUAUCAGCGGCUUGAAUUCUUGGGUGAUGCAGUGUUGGACUACUUGAUAACCCGCCACCUCUAUGAUGACCCCCAGCGACACUCGCCCGGCACGUUGACCGAUUUGAGGUCGGCGCUGGUGAACAACACCUUCUUUGCGUCGCUGGCGGUGAAAUACGACUUUCAUCGGUAUUUUAAGAAUGUGUCACCGGGCCUAUUUGCAGUCAUCCAGAGGUUUGUUGAGAUGAAGAGACAGAACAAUGGUCUUGGAUACCAUGAGGAGUACUACUUGGAGGAAGAGGAGUGCGAGGAGGCCGAGGAGGUGGAAGUGCCCAAGGCCCUCGGCGACAUCUUUGAAUCGGUGGCUGGCGCCAUCUUCCUUGACUCCAACAUGUCCCUGGACACGGUCUGGCAGGUGUACUAUGCCAUGAUGAAGCCGGAGAUAGAGUACUUCAGCACGCAUGUGCCAAAGUCACCAAUCAGGGAACUUUUAGAGCUGGAACCUCAGACUGCCAAAUUCGAGCGCGCCGAGAUGACCCUGAACGGCAAGGUCCGGAUCCGAGUGGAGGUCUUUGGCAAGGGCCGUUUCGUCGGCGUUGGUCGCAACAAGCGCAUCGCCAAGUGCACGGCCGCCAAGAGGGCGCUGCGAGCGCUCAAGCGCAUGCGGCAAGAAAGCAGCAGUGCCGCAAACGUACACGCCCCAUUCUAGGUCCUCGUCU